Messenger RNA from Cryptomeria japonica (Japanese cedar), 2111 nucleotides. Its product is annotated as nucleolin 2-like. Gene Ontology annotation, biological process: response to salt stress; response to heat; protein folding. The coding region runs from base 106 to 1926 and encodes 606 amino acids. The record is from RefSeq and is a predicted model, not a curated record. Lineage: Eukaryota; Viridiplantae; Streptophyta; Pinopsida; Cupressales; Cupressaceae. The transcript has 2 exons.
GAGAGAGAGAUCGUACAUUCAGAGCCAACCAUACAAUCCUUUUACAUCCUAACUCAUUUGCCCAUAAUUCAGAAAUCUGUGCUUUUGCAUCCAGAGCAUUUAGAAAUGGAUAAGAAUCGAGCAUUGGGGGUUAAUUCAGGCAGUGGUAAAAGAGCUUCUCGUCCUGGAAGCUUAACCAGAAGAAGAUCAAAUCAGCGUUUUGAACCCAAAUUUGAGCCUAGAACUGAAUGGAUUGAGACAGCUGAAGCCCACGUCCUGGUGCUAGAACUCCCAGGUUUUAAAGAACAGGAUAUAAAAGUACAACCUGAUGGUGGAGAAAAUGUCACAAUCAGUGGGGAACGCCUUAUUGAGGAUCAAUUGUAUAGAGAAGGGAUGCCACACCCAAGGAGAGGGAUGGGUUCUAAAUUUAAAAAGCUUUUUCAUAUUCCUAUGAAUGUUGAUAUUGCAGGCAUUACUUCUAGAUUUGAAAAUGAGAUGUUGUACAUUACAUUCAAUAAAUUUAAAGCACCUGCUGAAGUCAAAUCCAACGAUGUCUUAGACAAAGAGAGCAAGGGUAUCCCACAAGUUGGUGAAAGUAGUGUAAAAUUUAUAGAAGUGCCAAGUGAGAAGAAGGAUGACAAGACAUCAAGCAAUAAACUAAACCAAAGUCUAAAAGAUGAGAAUGUUAUAGUUCCAAAUGUUACAAAGGCUAACGCAACUCGUGAUGAAAAAGUAUCAAACAAUAAACUAGAUCAAAGUCCAAAGGAUGAGAAGAUUGAAGCUCCAGAAGUUGCAAAUUAUAAUGCGGUGUUAGAUGCCAAAGCAUCAAGUAAUAAACAAGAUCAAAGUCCAAGAGAUGAGAAGCUUGAAACUCCGGGAGGUGCAAAGUCUACCACAACUCUAGAUGACAAAAUGAAAAGCAAUAAACUAGAUCAAAGUCCAAGAGAUGAGAAGCUUGAAACUCCAAGAGUUGCAAAGACUACAAUAGCUCGAGAUGAAAAGGAAUUAAGCAGUCAAGCACAUCAAAGUCCAAGAGAUGAAAAGGUUGAAACUCCGGGAGGUGCAAAGUCUACCACAACUCAGGAUGACAAAGCAUCAAAUACUAAACUAGAUCAAAGUCUAAGUGAUGAGAAGGUUGAAACACUAGGAGGUGCAAAGUCUACCACAACUCAGGAUGACAAAGCAUCAAGUGAUAAACUAGAUCAAAGUCCAAGAGAUGAGAAGGUUGAAACUCCAAGGGGUGCAAAUUCUACUACAACUCAGGAUGAAAAAGAAUUAAGCAAUAAACAAGAUCAAAGCCUAGGAGAUGAGAUGGUUGAAACUCUAGAUGUUGCAAAGUCUAGUGUAGCUCAAAAAGAAAAACCAUCAAAUAAUAAACCAAAUCAAAGUCCAAGAGAUGAGAAGGUUCAGACACCAAAAUCUACAAAGCUUAUUACUACUCAACUAGAUGAUGAGAAGGUUGGAACUCCAGAAGUUGUAAGUUCUAGCACAACUCAAGAAGCAAUACAAGCAAAGAAACAAUUAGAAGCUUCCAAUAAGCUAGAAGAGUUAGCCAAACACCCAUCAUCAUUGAAUGGAGAGAAGCUAGUUGAUUCUAAUGCCCUCCCAAAUCAAUUUGAAUUAUUGAAUUCCAAGCAAGAAGAAGUUGAGAUGAAGUCUGGUGAUCAACAUGAACAAAUUUUGGUUAAAAACCCAAAAGUUGAGAGUAACCCUUCUCAUGGAGAUCAAAAACAAGAAGAAAAAGUAUCAAGUCCAAAGGCCAAGAAAGAAGGUGAUAGUUUUGAUUGCUCACAAAUGGAAGAGGAUACGCGUGAGAAAGAUAAACAAUCUAUUUUGAAAGCUUGUACUUAUGUUUCUCGGUUCAUUUCAUCCAAACGUGAGCUGAUGAUUAUAGUUGGCAUUGUUGUUUUCUCUCUUGGCUUGUAUAUCACCUCUAAAUUAACAUAAUCAAAAUAUGAGGUGGUAUGAUAAAUUGUAUAAACCUUAGAAGGAAUGUCCCUCAACCUUAUGUAGAACCUAGUUUCAUAGGAAUUAUGAAUUUGCUCAAUUCAUGCUUAUUCAUGCCCAAUGUAAUAAAGAUGUGUACUACAUAUCUCAUGAUUUAUAAGUCAGUCUAUGAAUUACUUCAAUGA